GGGUGGGGCGCUGCCCGCCCGGGGAUGCCCGCGGACCUGUCCCCGCCUGCCCGAGCCCUGCGGCCGUGUUUGAGGAGCAAACCCCGGGCGGCUCCGUGACUAAGAGCCCCAGCGGCGCUCCCGCCCUCCCCACACUCAGUCACCGGCCCGCGUCUGCUUCCCCCGCUCUGUUGGAGGUGCACGGGGGUCCUGCCCGCUAGUGAGCCCACGGCCCCCGCUUUCCUUUUGGCCGGGGGCGCGACCACCGGUGCUGCAGGUGCCCGGCGGGGUGUGGCGGGGCCCGGCUCGCACCGCCCCGGCUCCUCCCGCCGGGGUCCUCGCCGUCCCCUACGCCCGCCCAGCUGCCCCGCCCCGCCCGGUCGACAGCGGGUGAUGGCGCCGGCGUGCCCCUGAGGAGCCACAGCGGGGGACGGUGGGGAAGCCAUGGAGGAGGACCCGGAGCUGGAGAGGAAGGCUGUGGAAGAGUUACUUAAAGAGGCCAAACGUGGGAGAACCAGAGCUGAAACAAUGGGAGCUAUGGGUUGGUUGAAAUGUCCUCUUGCUGGUACAAAUAAAAGAUUUCUUAUUAAUACCAUCAAAAACACAUUGCCAUCUCAAAAAGAACAAGACCAAGAGCGUGAGCAAAAGGAAGAUGAUAAGGAGUCUGAACCAAACAAAAGCAGGAAAGAAGAAAAACCAAAGAAACGCAGAAUUCAUCCGUAUACACCCAGCUUUCAAUCCAGAAGGAGAGUCAGCUACUCUCCUCCAAGGCACCAAAGCAGGAACCAGCACACAAAGGAUAAACAUGAAAAGCGAUCAAGCAAGCGAUGAGGAGAGGAGAGUGACAAGAAUGUGUUGUUACAAGUCAGGAAUGUCAUUGAGUAUAGGAAAGCGGGGAAGUCUCAGUUAUUCAAGAAGAGUUGAUGUUCAGACUUGAGUUUUGAACCAAGUUGCCUGUGUGAGAAGUAAUCUUGAGGUAGCUUUAGAACUUUUCUUUGGGACCUUUAAGAGAAAAGCAAAGUAAGCAUAAAACUUUCAGUUGUUUUAGAACAGACAUUCCCUUUACUCUGUUCCUUUCUCCCCUUCUGACUAAGCCUAGGGUCUUGGUAGGGUCUUGGUGAUGGAGUGUGAUACGUGUGUCACUGUCUAAUACAAAUCAUUUAGUCAUGUCACUCUUCUGGAAAUAAAUUUAAAUUAAGUAGAAUUCUAUUUAUUGUGUGAAGUUUGCAAAACUUCUUUGCUGCUAACCAAUAAAGAAGUUUUGCUUAUUUGGGUUAGAAUCUAGAAGAAGAGAAAGCUGGUCAGUACCUGGCCAAGCACAUGCAUUGUGUAUAGAAUAUAAGAGAUUGCUUUCUUUAAUACGAAAAGAACAAAUUUAAAUUGGGCAAUGCUGGUUUUGCUUUCCAGGAGGAACUGCCGGGGAAUACUGAUUUUGCUUGUUAAUGUAUAUUCAGAAACCUAUCAUAGAUAACAAUAAACAUUAACCCUAAAAAGCUGCAACUGCAAUAAUUGUCUCUGUUUAGACUUCCCUCCGUAAGGAAGUAGUUGGAACAGUCUGUUGUCAUGGUGCUUUCAAAACAAAUCCUGAAGACAAAAUUUUCAUCUUUUCUGUUCACUGCUAGAAAGUUUCCAAGUGAAUAUGUAAUACUAGAAAUACAGAGGUGAUGCUUAAACUGUCAAAUGCUCACUUUCCAAGCCUGUGUGACAGUUCUGGAGUGGUACAGUUCUUAAACCUGUGACGAUGAGCAUAAAUGAUACACAUUGGCAUCUUCUAUGUCUCACUUCUGUUUGUGUUGCAUUAACAAACUUCUAUGUGAAAUAUUUUGUAUUUUACUGUUCUCAGAAAUAAUUGUUUUCAACGUAGGUAUGUUUUUUAGUGUGUUGACAAUAAAAUCGAAGAUGUUCAUUGAAA
This is a messenger RNA of Vidua macroura (Pin-tailed whydah), 1891 nucleotides long. RefSeq names its product RNA polymerase I and III subunit D (gene POLR1D). NCBI's taxonomy places the organism in Eukaryota, Metazoa, Chordata, Aves, Passeriformes, Viduidae. The transcript is spliced from 3 exons. The record is from RefSeq and is a predicted model, not a curated record. Bases 424 to 810 code for a protein of 128 amino acids.